Molecule: messenger RNA, 4250 nt
Organism: Heteronotia binoei (common prickly gecko)
Lineage: Eukaryota; Metazoa; Chordata; Lepidosauria; Squamata; Gekkonidae
Product: p53 apoptosis effector related to PMP-22-like
Exons: 3
Coding region: 361-924 (187 amino acids)
Biological process (GO): cell-cell adhesion
Cellular component (GO): cell-cell junction
Source: RefSeq, a predicted model, not a curated record
AAACUCAACAGUCAGGCAAAGGUUAAAUGCUAAGAGCAGUAGGGUGUGUCAUCUCAUUUUAAUUUAAUUAUCACCUGGCAAGAGAAGAGGUUCCAAGAUGAGUUCCAGCCCUGAAGUUUCUUUCCAGCUCAGCAGGUUGUUGCUGCAGUUACUUACUCAGGAAAUUUAGGUGGAGUUCUCUUCUUCAGUGUCUGUUCUGAUCUCUGCCUUCCUUUUUCUUAUCCUCUCUUUUUCUGUCUCUCUCACACACUCACACAAAUCUUUUUAGAAGCUUUCCCUGAAGCUUAGCUGUGACCAGGCUACUGAGUAACAAAGAGUGCACUUUUGCUUGUUGCCAACGCCACAGAAAACUUAAGCAAGAUGGUUAAAUAUGGCCUGGAUUAUACCCGGUGCAGGUGGAUCUUGCCUCUUCUUGUGGGCUUGGCAAUGAUCUUUGGCAUCAUUGCGCUGGCUGGUAGGGGCUGGAUGACCACACAAACCUUCCCAUAUAUACGGCGUGCUUCUUUAUGGAAUAUAUGUCUUAUGGAAGAAGGAUGGGCAUGCAGGUCUCUAAUGAAUUACGCUUGGGGAAGAGGUGCAGCUGGCACAUUCAUGGUUGGAUUUGUACUCAUCGUAAUCUGUUUUUGUUUGUCCAUCAUUGCAUUUGCCAUUCCUACGCUUCGUUUCAACUUCAUUAGAGGAAUAGGAGGCCUUUUGUUUGUGGCUGCGGUGUUCUCAUUAAUGGGCCUUGUCAUCUAUGCAGUAAUGAUCACAAAAUAUAUUCCUCCUACAGCUGGUAUGGUUACUCAGCUUGACUGGUCCUAUGGCUUUGGAUGGACCAUGUGUAUUAUGGGAAUAGGUCUUGGCUUCUUCUUCUGCUGUCUCCCCCUCUAUGAGGACCAUAUUUUGGGCAAUGUCAAACCUUAUUAUUAUCCUGAUAUAUAACUGAUACUAAGAGCACCAAGGCCACCGUCUUGCUUCCUUGGGUGUUUGGUUUCCAAGGAUGCAUACAGAGGAAAACUUUCCCUUGUAUCCCUAUGAACACCCACCUGGCUACGCAUUAUUAGAACUAAAAAGAGAGUCCAUAACUUUGAAAAAACACACUAAGGACAUUUUAAAUGUGUUAAAAUAAGACAUCUCAAUUUAUGGUUGAUUUAAAUUAGCUGUGCUAUUAAACCUCUCCAGCUCCCCAGAUGGGGCUGAAAUAAUAAGUUUUUUUAUGGUUGUGUGUUUUGAGCAGGUCACAAUACAGUUGUAUUUUUUAAGUAGAGAAGAUUAAUCCAUGAUCCAUUUAUAAUGGUGCAGUUGAUUUGUUAUAUAUUUAACUCAACCUGUUCUGUCUCCAGUAAAACUGAAUUGUACUUAUGACACUUAUAAAUAUACUUAUAAAUAUCACAUCAUUGUAAUGUAGAUCUGUUGUGUCAGGCAGAAGAAAUAAUGUGUCAGUGAUGGCAUUAUUUAGCCAAGGGAUUCUGGUAUCUUUAUUAAAAUAUUCAAUAACAUUAUGGUAUGAAACAAUUGUUUUGGCUAGUAUAUUAAUUAAAAUCAAAUCUGUUAUCUGUGAUGGAAUUAUUUAAUUAUCUGACAUCUGAGCUCCUGACAUCUGUAAGUAUUAUGGCCUUCUCAAUUUGAUGCUCAUAUAUUGCAGGUAAAUGCUUUUCUUCUGAGGUAUCUUUCACCCUGUUGGUAUAUUACAAUGAAUGCACGUACAUCUUCCCUGUACAUGUAUACAUCUGCUUGCAAAAAACAGACAACAUGUGUACACUUCACAAAUGAAACUGGAAACUACCUAGAUAAAUGUAGGCUUAGCAUCUCAUGUUCUGUUGUACAGGUAUCGAAGCAUGAGAUUUCCUUAGUGCACAUACACAAAGACCAAUCAAGUGUACGGUGUAAAUGAAUUGUAUGUGCAUUCACUGUAAUUUGUGAACAGGGCUGAAUGAGUGAAGGGAGUUUUACUGUUUUAGAGCAUUAUACUAAUGAUUGGAAAAUGAAUUUUAGAGGCACAAAAGAAAAUUAAUUUAGCCAGUCAGUCAAUAUCUUUGUUGGCAUAAAUUAAAAUAAAGGAAAGCCAAUAAUAAAAUAUACAGAAUGCAAUCAGAAAUCGAUGAUUCUCUCCAGAACUUUAUAGGAAUCAGAAGAAACCUUGCUAUUGAGAGGGUGAUAUGAGAACACUGAUCCAAUAAAGAUGGGAAAUAAGGGCAACUUCUGGGAGGCUGUCCCUGUUGUAUAAAAUACAUCCUGGCUGUAUUUGGACAUAAAAUUCACAUCAAAGCAAAAUAUGAGCAAUUGAUUCUGUUUUUCUACUAUUGCAUGGGCAGAUUCUUUUGUGGUAAGGCAAAUUCACAAAUCUCCCGUAGAGAACAUCUGAUGAGAAGACAUUAAAUGGUGUGAACAUAAAAGCAUGAUGUAGUUGUGGGGCUGUAAGCUGUGUAAAAUAGGCAGCUGAAAGCCACUGUCUUGCUGUCAUAGUAAACUGCAGAGGGGAACAAGUUUUAGCUAUAAGAGAUCAGAGAGUUUGUUUCUCAAUGUCAAGGAGUCUCUGUUUGAAGGAUCUAAAUACUUGAAGUUCAUCUAACACAAAAAGAGAGCCCAGAGAUAUACCAAUUGCCUGUAUUUCCCUCAAGAUUAAAUAAAACCAGUUAGAUGAAUAUGAAUCUGACAGUAUCUGGGAGAUGUAACUACUAGGCCCUUCCCUGUAAUGCAGGUGUAACCAAAAUCAGAAGACCCUGCCCUCCAGGCCCAUUUAGUUCUUGUCUUGGGUUUCCCCUCCCCCAAGCUCAGGAAAAGGGAAAGCCCUUUCAACACAGGCAGGGACAAAUACUUUUACCAAAAUCUUAGAAAGUCUAUACCCUUUCUUCAGGCUAAAACAGUAGACUGCCACAAGGCUCUGAGACUAUUCCGAAUAACUCCAGAGGCAGAGCCAGCCUCUGAGCCUUUCAGGGGAGUUAUUCCAGAAGUCCAUCCUGCAAGGUAGGCAUGCAGGACUGAGUUUCCAAACAAAACUUUUAAUAGUGAAUUAGCAAGUCGAGGUACCUGGAUUUAGCUUUGAGGCUGUAGAAACAAAAUUCAUAUAGGAUUAUUAAAAAUAAAUGGUUUAUUUAAGUGCAAAUAUAUUUUUAAAGACAAGACUUGUGAAGGAACAAAACAAUAUAACCUAUUCUUCUCCAGACUAACUAGCCACAAAGCAUAUAGUUACCAAGAUUCCAAAUGAACAAUAUGUUCUCAGAACAAGACAACAGCUUCAGCCCUUAGUUGGGUGCAGUAUUCAAACUGCCAGCUGCCACUGACAUGAUGAUGAGGAGUCAAUGGUUUAAGCAGCUGACCCCUAAGCAAAGUAUAGGGUGACUUAUAGGAAUAGAGUCAGAUUGCCUCCUGGGCCUUGGAGCCAAUCAGAGUCUAUGAAGCGAUGUAAUCUUCUUCCUUGACGCCGGAGACCAAGUGCCACAUGACUAUUGAUUUGUCCUUGGUUCUCAGGCUAGAUGCUUACCCUCAGCUGUAAAGAAUCUCUUAACUGGAAGCUUGUUAAAGAUGGUACCAGCUUCCAGCAGGUGGUUGAUACUUGAAGGCCACAUUCCAUACCGAUUAGCCCUCAUGAGAGAGAGUUUUUGACGUUGAGAGGCUUAGCUAAGAUCUCUGAAGCCAGACUGCUUGACCAGAGUUUUGUUAGGAACUCAAAAAGCACUACUGCUCUAUUACUGAUAUUUUACUUGUCUGCACUUCAGAAAUGUACAUGCAGAAUCAGACAAUGGCUGCAAAUAUAUAAUGUGGAGAUUAUCUAGUGCAAGUCUGGAGCAUCCAGCUCAUAAAGCUUCCUGUAGCAGUGUUUGUACUCACAUUGCAAAGAUGACUAGGAAAAUUUUUGCCACCAUUACACACAGUUUUAACAUGUGAUUUGGGAUAGUAACCUAAGUUACCCUUACUUAUGGAAUACAUACCUACUGUAUACCUAUGUGGAAUACAUAUUUAUAUAUACAAUGUUUCCUGAAACAGGGUUGCCAAUUCUAAGUUGGGAAAUUCCUGGAUGUUUGGGGGUGGAGCUUGGGGAGGGAACUUAGCAGGGUGCCAAGCCAUAGAAUCACUCUUUUUCCAGAAAAAAAAGCCUUGAAUGGGAUUUCAUUUUACUACAGUGAAAGCAAAACUAUGUAAAAUAAUGUUUUAUUAAAGUUCCUGCUUUUUUGUAUUUGUAUCUUUUAAUAGUGCUAUUGAACUUUAAAUAAACUACACAGCUUUCCUUUGAAGUCAAUAUUUGAAUAAAAAUCUGUAACAAGAUG